AUGGCCGUUGCCCGCUCAAUGCGCCGCACGAGCCCAACCACCAUUUUGCUAGCCGCUAUCUUGGCGUUUGGCUUUAUCUGUUUCAUGCUCACCCCCUCAUCCCCCGCAACUCCCGAACCCGCGACAUCGCAACAACGUCAAGAGGAUGCAGCCGAGCACCCUCUCUCCCCUCCUACCAAACCCUUCUUCAAAUCCCAGCCUAUCCGACCAGAUGGACACAAGGCCGCACCCCCCGUCGUCCACUAUGACCUCAACGCCUUAACCAGCACCUCCAACUCGGCCUCAAAUGGCGAGCGCCUACUUAUCCUCACUCCGCUGGCGCGCUUCUACACGGAAUACUGGGACAAUUUGGAAAAGCUGAGCUAUCCGCACGAGCUCAUUUCGCUGGGUUUCAUCGCUCCCAAAACACCGGAUGGAAAUGCUGCGGUUGCGAAGCUCGAAAAAGCAAUUGCCAAGACACAGUCUGGUCCGAUUGAUAACCGGUUCGCCAGUAUCAGUAUCCUGCGCCAAGACUUCGAGCCUCCAUUGGCGUCGCAAGAGGAAAAAGUCCGACAUUCGAUGUCCGCUCAGAAAGAGCGUCGCGAAUCAAUGAGUCGUGCGAGGAAUAGUCUUGUCUUCACAACUCUCGGUCCGGAUACUUCUUGGGUACUUUGGUUGGAUAGCGAUGUUGUUGAGACGCCCAAGACGCUGAUUCAGGAUCUUACGGGGUAUGAUCAGCCUGUUAUUGUGCCGAAUUGUUUCCAGCGCUACUACGAUACUACGAAACGGAGGUGGGAUGUCAGACCUUAUGAUUUCAAUUCUUGGAUUGAUAGCCAGACGGCGCAGAAUAUGGCUGCUACCAUGGGGCCUGAUGAGAUUCUGCUGGAGGGAUAUGCGGAGAUGCCGACUUAUCGCACGCUCAUGGCUUAUUUGCCUGAUAUGAAGAAUCUUGAUACGAGGAAAAUGGUUGCUUUGGAUGGCGUGGGAGGAACGGCCUUGAUGGUCAAGGCAGAUGUGCAUCGCGAUGGUGCCAUGUUUCCUGCCUUUCCAUUCUUCCACCUUGUUGAGACAGAGGGCUUUGCCAAAAUGGCGAAGAGGUUAGGAUACGAGGUCAUUGGUGUUCCAGAUUACUUCGUAUAUCACUAUAAUGAGUAG
This is a messenger RNA of Penicillium salamii, 1134 nucleotides long. Lineage: Eukaryota; Fungi; Ascomycota; Eurotiomycetes; Eurotiales; Aspergillaceae. The record is from the annotation of a GenBank genome assembly.